AUGGCAGUCCUGACAACUCUCCCAGAGGUCCUUGCAUUCUCUAUCUUCUUGCUACUGGCAUGGACUGCAGUUGAUGUCUAUGUGAUCAAGUAUGGCCCUAUCGCCGCCGCUAGGUCCCUGACCAAAGUCCACAACUGGUUCUAUGCUGCAGUCUCCCUUGUUAUGUUGGUUCAAAUCCUAAAUAACGAUGAUACCCAAGACAGCUUUACCAUCCGCUACAUCUUCCACCUUUCCAAGUUCUACGAAUCCCUCGACAUCCUCCUUGUCUGCGCCUCGGGGAGUCAGAUCAGCGGCCCACUCGCCUUCCACCACUUCACCACGCCCUACCUGACCUACCUGCGAUACGCGAGGCACCACGGCGGAUGGCGCCCCUUUGCUGCUCUGAACAACCUCCACCACCUGCUUGUGUACACAUUCUUCGCCCGCGGUAAAGAAGCAAGUGUACUUCUGAGAUCUGUUUUGCCAUGCACAGGCAUUUUGCAGCUGAUUGUGAGUGUUUGGGUUGAUGUGAUGUAUGGGCUGGACAAGUACUACGACGAGGGUGGGUCGGAGCCAUGGUGGCCGAACCUGGGUGCAUUGGCUCUUGUUGGAGGCUAUUUUGUGCUGUUCUUCCAGGGGUUUGGCUUUCGGGUUGGGCAGAAGAUGGUUCUGUUUGGGGGUGUUUUGGGGGUGUUUGUGAUAUUAAGGGCGUUGAUAGAGCGUGGACAGAGCAUUGCUGCCUGA
This is a messenger RNA of Aspergillus puulaauensis, 723 nucleotides long. RefSeq lists its product as uncharacterized. Bases 1 to 723 code for a protein of 240 amino acids. Gene Ontology annotation, cellular component: membrane. NCBI's taxonomy places the organism in Eukaryota, Fungi, Ascomycota, Eurotiomycetes, Eurotiales, Aspergillaceae. Gene Ontology annotation, molecular function: fatty acid elongase activity. The record is from RefSeq and is a predicted model, not a curated record. The transcript has a single exon.